Molecule: messenger RNA, 1353 nt
Organism: Trichoderma aggressivum f. europaeum
Lineage: Eukaryota; Fungi; Ascomycota; Sordariomycetes; Hypocreales; Hypocreaceae
Exons: 4
Coding region: 1-1353 (450 amino acids)
Molecular function (GO): FMN binding
Source: RefSeq, a predicted model, not a curated record
AUGGCAGGCUACGAGGCGCCGUGGCGCUCUACAUUUCUCUCACACAUCCAGCAGGCAGGCAGUCCGACAUUCACUCUGAGCACGCUCCAUCCUCUCGAUGGGAAUCAGUUUGUGCCCAGAGCCAGGACUGUCGUCUUCCGAGGCAUGUGGGCUUCCUUACCGGACAACCCUAGAAACCCGGCGCCACUCAACCCCGCCGUCUACACCAGCGACUUGCCCGCCAUCACGACGGACGUACGCAUGGAAAAGGUUCCCGAGUUGAUUGGCAGCAGCCACGAACCCUCCACAUCGUCAGAGGCUCAGUCUGCUAUUGGAGGCCCGGUCGAGGCCGUCUUUUGGAUGGAAAAGGCCAGCACGCAAUGGCGGUUCCGCGGCCGUGCCUAUGUGAUUGGUCCGGAUAUCGAGUCGGAUGCAGCCGCACCUGUUCGAGCUGCUCUGCAGCCCUGGAUGAGGGCUGUGGAUGAAGAGCAGAAAGGUGCAUGGAGUUGGAGCAGAGAACUCACCGCAAGUUUUGGAAACUUGAGUCCUCUGAUGAGAGGCUCAUUCCGAAACCCACUGCCCGGCACUCCUCUAACACAGAAGCCUGAGCCAGGCCUGGAGCUGGGACAAGAGGUCAACGAUGUAAACGAUGAGCUGGCACGGAGGAACUUUCGAGUGUUGGUCAUCAUGCCAGAGGAGAUUGAUCAAAUAGAGUUGUCAGACCCGAAGAGAGGUCGAAGAUGGAGUCACAAGGUUGAAGUGUCAGAGUCUGGGAUUUCGUGGAAGACAACAGAGCUGUGGCCAGAAAUGACGAGAGGACCACAUCCGCACAAGGCGUUUGCACUGGAUCCAACCCAAAGGCAGAUCACACUGGACUACAGAGGCUCUAUAAAAUCAAACGGCCUCCGCGGAAACCCUCAACUGGCAUACACACGACAUCCAGGGCCGGAUGUCGGCUCGGCUAAGUGUGGCUAUGGUGACGGUGUACUCCGCAACCGCCGUGCUAGCGACACAGCUAUGACACUCCUCACGAUCCUGAUCAAACGAGAGCUCUCUGCACCAUCCGGUGGCCCUGUGGAGCCAGGCAGAGAUGACACCUCGUAUAAGCUCCUGAGUAAGGGUGCUGCGCGCCACGCCAGAUCGGUCUUGGGAAGAAGCUUCUUGAACCUGGCAGCUGCAUCUGGCAGCAGUCGAGAACGCGGAUCACGAAGCGAGCAGGGAGGAUGGCGAGGCCAGGCAAUAGCCUAUCUGCUAUUCGCAUCGGCGCCGCAUCGAAUCGCAUCACAUCGCAUCGUGUCCAAAGCAGGCCAUUUUGGCGUCUGGCUUGCCGCCACCUGUUUAGCUCAGGUGAACGCGUUACUUUGGGCCGCUUGA